ACAUUUUAAAUUAAAACAUUCUUAUGGUACACUUAUAUGUAACAGAUGUCGAAGUGAUUUAGGUCCGUUUAUCAAUAAUGAAAAACAAGAAUUGCAUGAAGCACGGUUUAAAUGGAUAUUAGAUAUAGAGAUGAGUGACGAAUCAGAUAAUGAAAAUUCUGAUGCUGGUUCAAAUUUUAUUCUAUCACAAAGUUCUACUGGAAGCGACCAGCCUGAUAUUAAAAAACAACAACGUAUGGCAUUAAACAAAUUUCUUGAACUUUGUAAUAUCAGAAAACAAGUUCGAGUUACAAAAUCUUACAUUAAUCUAACUGAACAAUCAAAACGAAAUUUUUUAUCAACAACAAGAAUAAUAACUAAAUUAAUAGUAGGAUUUGUAGCUCUCAAUGAUACCAAUAUUGUUAUUAAUGAAUUGCUUAAUAUUGAUGAUAAUAAACGCAACAUCAUAUUACAUGAUAAAUUUUUAUCCGUUAUGACUGGUAUUGCUGAAACAUAUAAUAAUGCAACAGAGUGGUCUACACGUCGACAAAUAUUAUCAAUCGUAAUAUAUCGCAAAAUAGUAUCAAUCGUCAAUUUGGAUUGGGCGAUGAAAAAACAAAAUAUCGAAGAAAGCAAAGAGGAAGAAAAUGAACUUGAUGAUCAAAGUAAUAAUGAAUCAAACGUUUCGCAUCAAUUUGAAAAUACGAUUUUUGUACAUGUGUUCGAUCAUUGUACACAAGAUAGCGAAACAGUUACUGCAAUUAUACAAGAUAUAUUGAAAAGAACUAAAUCAAAUGAUCCGCAAAUCAAAGAAGGCUAUAUCAGAUCGGACAAUGCUGGUUGCUACCACUACGCUCAGACACUAAUAUCAUUAUCACAGAUAUCAAAAGCAACAGGCAUUACAAUAAAACGGAUAAAUUUUUCGGAUCCACCAGGAGGAAAAGGUGCGUGUGAUCGUUUUGCUGCGGUCAUUAAAUCUCAUAUCAGAAGAUAUUUGAACGAAAAAUAUAAUAUAACAAAUGCUGAAGAAUUUGUUUAUGCAUGUCGUUCAUUUGGUGGGGCUCCAAUAAUUAGGCCAACUGAUUGUGUUAAAGAACCCACUAGUAUUCAAUGGUCACAUACAACACGAACAACCACACAACCAAAAUCUGAUAAAUCAACAGAACAAAAGGAUGAAGAUACAGUCAAAGACGCUGAUGACCCACAUACGGCUUUAUAUGACUGUAUUGAAGAGGGAUGUGUACAAAAGUUCUUGAAAUACGGUAAUUUUGUUCGUCAUCUAUUGGCCGAAAAACACCAUCGUGUAAUAGAAAAAUAUAGUUUAGCUGAUACAGCCAUGAAAACAUAUCAGUCAAAAUUACAAAAAGUUGAUGAUCGUCAAAUGGUUUCCAUUCUUUCGAAAAUGUCUACAUUCGACAAAAGUCAAUAUCAACAUAUACCUAAAUUGGAUCAAGGUUGGGCAUUGCCAAAACCACAAAUAACUACAAAAUUUACUGAUAAACAGAAACAAUGUCUCACAAAUAAAUUCAAUGAUGAUACUAAACCAAGUGAACCUGAAAGUGAUACUGAUGAUGAGGAAGAAGCGUAUAAAGAUGACAUGACCGAUCAAGAAAAUUUGCGAAAAGAUGUGGUUAAAGAAAUAUUAAAAACAAAACCAACACGUCCAUUAUCAGAAGCGGAUCAAACAGAAUCAUCCCAAAAACACAGAAAAAAUAAAUAA
Didymodactylos carnosus is the source of this 1699-nucleotide messenger RNA. NCBI's taxonomy places the organism in Eukaryota, Metazoa, Rotifera, Eurotatoria, Philodinida, Philodinidae. The record is from the annotation of a GenBank genome assembly.